UCUACCAUCAUCCUGAGCGACAGAAUCUUAGCUGAACCAUGAGGGUUGUGAACCUGGGUCCGGAUCCAUCUCUGGCAUACCGUCCCGAUUGUCCUCAGAAAGAGAAGUCAAAAUUCAGGAACUUUGAGAGUGGAGAACUGUUUGACCGUGUGUUUUAUACAUACAAGCUGAUGCACACACACCAAACGCUGGACUUUGUCAAACAGAAGCACCUGAUUUGGGCCAACUGCAAUCACUUCAAUAUGACUAUGAUGGAGAACAUCGAUUCCCUGGAUGAGCUUGUUGACGAAUCCGACCCGGACGUUGACUUCCCAAACUCUUUCCAUGCGUUCCAGACCGCCGAGGGUAUCCGCAAAGAACAUCCUGAUAAAGAUUGGUUCCAGCUAGUUGGUCUAAUCCAUGACAUUGGAAAAAUCAUGGCUCUGUAUGGAGAACCACAGUGGGCAGUAGUUGGAGACACAUUCCCAGUCGGAUGCAAGUUUCAGAAUUCAAUAGUUUUCAGAAACUCUACAUUUCAAGACAAUCCAGAUGAGAAGAAUCUGACACUCAACACAGAAUUUGGCAUUUAUAAACCACAAUGUGGGUUGGAUGAUGUCCUGAUGUCUUGGGGACAUGACGAAUAUUUGUACCGCGUAAUGAAGUUCAACAAAUGCACUAUCCCAGAGGAGGGUCUAUACAUGAUCCGAUUCCACUCAUUCUACCCCUGGCAUUCUAAUGGAGACUACAUGCACUUAUGCAACGAGAAGGACCUACAGAUGUUACCCUGGGUCAAAGAGUUUAACAAGUUUGAUUUGUACACCAAGAGCACUGAACUGCCAGAUGUGGAGAGGCUGAAGCCGUAUUAUCAGUCACUUAUUGACAAGUACUGCCCUGGCGUACUGCAGUGGUGAACAUAUACCACCAAUCUACCAUUUUAUUCCAAUGACACACACUGAAUUCUUCAAGCUCUCAUUCUUUGACUGGUCUCAUGAGCAAACUACUGCACACUUCACUUGCUGUGAUAUAUUCCUUAUUAGUACGGUUGUACUAAUUGUACUAGCUAUUGUUCAUACUAAAGGCUAAAAUCACACUCUGCGCAAGUGCAUGAACACAGGCGCUUCUUAGCUAUGCAAGCUCGAUAAAUGCAUUAGCCUAUUAAGGGAAACAAACAAACACAAACGCACAAAGUGGGGUUCAAAAGUCUGAUUCAAAAUCUACAUCGAACUGUUACUCAAACUUUUAUGCUUAUAAUGCAAUGAAAAAUAAACCAUUAAAUAAGAAAAGACAAACAUGUGGAUUUAGGGGAGAUGGUUGGCAAUUGUAAAAAAAACACAUUAAAUUCUAAAUUAACAUGUUGAUACGCAAUCGCCCGCACACGGUGGUGAUGUCACUCUUCUUACAUUUAAUAUAUAAAUUUACCACUUAGAAGUGUCUUUUCAAAGGUCAAAGGGUUCAACAUUGAUAUGCGAUCUCUGUUUCAUGAUAGUAAUGCUCCAGAAACAGCAAUUUAGGUAUUUGUGCAGGAGUACAAAUGAAAACAUGCAAAUAUCAAAACGGGACUUUUAUUAUGAAAACACGACCACCAGAUGAAUCCAGUUCAACACACUUGGGUCAAUCGUCCAUAACAAGCGUUCACUGACAAACAUCCAAUAGCACGUUUUGUCCAUAAAAGUGAUAAAUCAGAGAAAUGUUGAUAUAUUCUCCGUUGUUUACAUGCGAUCUCGCCUGAAAGAAAUACCCUUCGUCAUCGUUCUUCAACAAACUAUGCAAUCAUGUUGUAAAACUGUAUAUGAUCUUAUAUAUUAGAGUCUCAUAAACAAAACCAGCCUGUCUCCAAAGUCCAAAAAUGGGGCAUAGUUUUAUUCAUAAUAGCAGGGCAGUGCAGUCAGAUUUAGUGUUGUCUUGAAAGGCGGAGCAAAGCUCGCAGGAACCUCAUUUUUUGUUCGAUCACCUUCAAAUUUGAAACGUAACUUCUUUAGACUCGUGGCUUUGAGAACAUUGUCUUUCUGGGUUGUCUUGGUACUUUGUAGUUUUUUUAGAUUAUAAAAACAUGUUCAGCACAAAAUAUUUCCAUUGCUAUAAGCUUCAGCUUCUCUACCUUUAAUAAAAAACAACAUAUAUUAAUUCUGACACUUGAGAAAUAAAGCCCAAAGUGUCUUCUUUCAACAGAUACUUCAACUGUGUCCAUACUCCAAAGCGUCCCGUAAAUACAAGAUCAAAUAAUAAUGGUCUGGCAACUGUUCAUCCAGUGGAGUAGGUUUAAACCUUUAGUAUGAACAAUAGUACUAAUAAGGAAUAGAUAACUCAUGUCAGGGGCCCUCAUGCAACGCUGAGCCCCGGGGCCCUACAGCACCUUAAUGUGGCCCUGGCCCCAUUGAAUACUGACAAUUAUUACCACCACAGCAAUGCAAGUGUCCACGUUCUGUAUAAACGAAAGGAACGCACUUCGGCAGAGUAUGCACUUUGGCUUGUGUAAAGUAUGCUUCAGACAUCUGUUUUGACAACAUACAAAUCUAGAUUUCAUUUGUUGAUAUCAUUGACUAAUAUAAAUAAUUGUGCAAUCCAUGGAACUGCAUUUACCUUUCUGUUCUUUGCCAUUGCAAAAUGCAUUAUUAUUUUUCAGAUCAUCUAUGUAUAUUCAGGCUUCAGAAAUUGACAUGUAGACUUUAUCUUGUGUAUUCAUGUAUAGA
This is a messenger RNA of Xyrauchen texanus (razorback sucker), 2669 nucleotides long. RefSeq names its product myo-inositol oxygenase (gene miox). Gene Ontology annotation, cellular component: cytoplasm. The coding region runs from base 39 to 890 and encodes 283 amino acids. Gene Ontology annotation, biological process: inositol catabolic process. The record is from RefSeq and is a predicted model, not a curated record. Gene Ontology annotation, molecular function: iron ion binding; inositol oxygenase activity. NCBI's taxonomy places the organism in Eukaryota, Metazoa, Chordata, Actinopteri, Cypriniformes, Catostomidae. The transcript has 10 exons.